This is a messenger RNA of Penicillium verrucosum, 1935 nucleotides long. Its product is annotated as DEAD/DEAH box helicase. Bases 1 to 1935 code for a protein of 644 amino acids. The transcript is spliced from 2 exons. Gene Ontology annotation, molecular function: DNA binding; hydrolase activity; ATP binding. NCBI's taxonomy places the organism in Eukaryota, Fungi, Ascomycota, Eurotiomycetes, Eurotiales, Aspergillaceae. The record is from RefSeq and is a predicted model, not a curated record.
AUGGAGUUCAUACGCUGUGUCUCGCGGUUGAGACUUCCAAGGAGAUACUUGGUGAAGACUCCUCUGUUGCAAAAACAUCACCGCCAUGUGCGCUUUAAUUCGACCGAGUCCCCAGUUCCUCCAAGCAUCGUGCUCCGGGACUACCAGGAGGAAAGCAUUCAAUCCGUCUUGAAGUAUUUGGGUGAAGGCCAUCGCCGCCUAGGAAUUUCGCUUGCAACAGGAGCUGGCAAGACAGUCAUAUUCACGCAGCUUAUCAGCCGAAUCCCUCCUCGCGAUGCGAAAGCCACCAAGACCAUGAUCAUCGUCCAUCGGCGCGAACUCGUCGAACAAGCCGCAAAACACUGCAGUCUCGCGUAUCCAGAUAAGACUGUCGAAAUAGAAAUGGGCAAGAAUGUUGCGACGGGAGCAGGGGACAUUAUCAUCGCGUCAGUUCAGACACUAGCCCGGGGACGCAUAUACAAGUUCGACCCGAGUGCAUUCAAGCUUGUGUUGGUGGAUGAGGCUCAUCAUAUCGUUGCCAAAUCAUACCGUGAAGCGCUGGGGCAUUUUGGGCUGAACGAGCCAUCUGCCGAUGGACCGGUCUUGGUGGGUGUUUCCGCCACUUUUUCACGGUUCGAUGGUCUCAAACUGGGCGCUGCCAUCGACCAUAUUGUCUAUCACAAGGACUACGUGGACAUGAUUGGUGAGAACUGGUUGGCCAAUGCGGUCUUCACGACUGUCAAGUCCGGUGCCAAUUUGUCCAAAGUCAAGAAAGAUAGUUUCGGAGACUUUGCCCUGGGAUCGCUUUCCGAGGCGGUGAAUACUACAUCUACGAAUAACAUCACAGUCCGGGCAUGGAUGGCGAGUGCUGAGAAUCGAAAGUCGACUCUUGUAUUUUGUGUCGAUGUCGAGCACGCGCGGCAGCUUACCGCCGCUUUUCGCGACCAUGGCGUCGAUGCCAGGUAUAUCACAGCUAGCACGGCCAAAGGCGUCCGCUCGGAGCAGCUACGGGCUUUUAAAAAUCAAGAAUUCCCAGUGUUGCUAAAUUGUGGUCUUUUCACAGAAGGCACGGACAUCCCAAAUAUCGACUGCGUGCUCCUAGCUCGACCCACCAGAUCUCGAAACCUGCUCAUUCAAAUGAUCGGGCGUGGGCUUCGGCUCUUUCCCGGGAAAAAGGACUGCCAUGUUAUUGACAUGGUAGCCUCGCUAGCAACUGGAGUUCUAUCAACACCGACGUUGUUCGGCUUGGACCCAGACGAAGUUUUGGAUAAUUCCAGCGUGGAAGAUAUGAAGAAGAAUGAUGAUCAGGGUAGCCAACCAGAGCCCACCCCUGAGGCCGAUGAACCAUAUGAUGGCGCAGACAACGACUUGAAACUCCAAUUUACAACUUAUGACAGUAUAUACGAUCUCCUAGGAGACAUGCAGUCCGAGCGACACAUCAGGUCGUUCAGUCCACAUAACUGGGUCCGAGUCGGCGAUGACAGAUAUAUGCUUACCGAUAUAUCUGGCUGGAUAACGAUUGAAAAAGGGGACAAUAUCUUCACGGCUCAUCAUGUUAUGAAAUUCAAAAACCCAGAAAAUGAGGCACCUCAAUUCACACGUCCUCGGAAGAUCGCCACUGGCUCGGAUUUGGAAAGCAUUGUCCGGGCAGCGGAUACCUUUGCGAGUACCAAGUUUGAUGAACAUUACAUCGCAUCCUGGAAACCUUGGCGACGGGCCCAAGCAACACCGGGACAAAUCAAAAUGCUGAACGGAGCUCGUAUUCGAGAUGGCAAUGUGAAGCCGGAGGACUUGACUCGCGGGCAAGCCGCUGAUAUGAUUACAAAGCUGAAGCAUGGAGGCAAGAAGCGCUUCAAGGACUUGGAGGUUCAGAAGCGGAAAAAGCUACGGCAAGUGGAUAACAUGGCUGAGCUGCAAAGAAGGGUUGAUGUCAAGGUCGGCCCAGUCGAGGCUUGA